Lycium barbarum (goji berry) is the source of this 914-nucleotide messenger RNA. RefSeq lists its product as uncharacterized. Bases 230 to 664 code for a protein of 144 amino acids. The record is from RefSeq and is a predicted model, not a curated record. Lineage: Eukaryota; Viridiplantae; Streptophyta; Magnoliopsida; Solanales; Solanaceae. The transcript is spliced from 2 exons.
AAAAAUUAAAGACCAGCGAAAUGAGGGACAAAAAUUAAAGAGCAGAAGGACAGUCCACGCAAUUUUUUUUUGUAAAGUCAUCGCCGCACUUUAGACUGGUAUUUCCGGCGAGAUCGGCGUUCCGUCAAUAUCUCCGUCGCCAAAACAUCCCCAUUUUUAUCGGCGGAGCAUUUCUGUAGUGGUCGGCAUCUUCGUCGCUAAUGCAUAUCACUGUACAUAGUGAGGGAUUAUGGGUUUAUUUAGGAGACUAUCUGGAUUUCUAGGGUUUUCUAGAGAUGAAGGUAAUAUAGCACCAUCUUCAGUGGAUGCAGCUGCUCAAGCUCAAAAUGUUCCCCGCAGAGGUUUCAGUGUCCCUAUUCAAGUCCCCGUUGAGAGACCACAAUUCGCCCCUAUCCUUGUUCCUUGUAGUUUACUCCAUGGUGGCGUUCAGGGAUUGAGAUGGUAUGCCAAGCGUCUUAGGAUAGAUGAAGAUGGAGAUGUUGCAGAUGAAUUUCUUGUUGAGAUCCUUCGAGACACACCCUCAAGCACAGAAGAGCACCACAGGCAAUAUCCCAAGUUCGAACUGAAGUCUACAAAACCUGCUAAGGUAACAAGCCAGGUACUCUCAGCUGCUGGUAAAAUUCAACAUCGAGUGGAACAUCAAGGCAGAUUGGAGUGGAUUUGAUACAGUGAUUAGUUGAUCAUAUUUGAGGUUGAGAUUUGACUAAAUUACUGCUGGCAGGUACAUUAUUUUGCUUCAUUCUCAAGUACUAAAGGUAUAUUAUUUGGGCAAUCAAUGUUCUCAUCUCUGCUUUGUUAGAACUGUCCUGAUGCCAGGAAGCAAGGUUUCAUUCUUAAAACAGCAUAAUUGUACUCGAAAAACUAUCAAUGUAUACAUGAUAUUGAACUGUCAAAAUGUUAGGUUUUCAUACUCA